AUGUUUGAUUAUUUGAUGCGACUCUUGGACUCCAGAGCAUCGCGGUUGGGGCCCGAUCAUGCAUUAAGGUCUGUUCAUGCUGAUUAUGUUGGAGGCAUCAACUCUAACUUCCGGAAAUGGUACUUUGCGGCCCAAAUGGAUUUAGAUGAUUUUGUGGGAUUUGACAACGUGAAAAAUGGUAAAAUCAAAGAUUCCAACGAAGAUAUUCCAACUCUAGAAGCUGCUGAGGAGCAAUGGGUAGCAAAUAUGCAGGCACUUUCUCCUACGUAUGUUGUGAUACAAUUGGCAUUGUAUUUAUUGAUUUGGGGAGAAGCCAACAAUAUUAGAUUUAUGCCUGAGUGUAUUUGCUUUAUUUUUAAGUGCUGCAAUGAUUACUACUUUUCCAUUGAUCCAGAAGUACCGGUUGAGAGAGUCACUGUUAGCUUUUUAGAUCAUAUUAUCACUCCCUUGUACAAUUUUUACAGAGAUCAGUUGUACCGUCUUGUGGAUGGGAGGUAUCACAGACGCGACAAGGAUCACAGUACUGCUAUUGGGUACGACGAUAUGAAUCAAUUGUUUUGGCAUAGCAAAGGACUCGAAAGGUUACUAUUAUUGGACAAAGAAACCAAGUUGAUUCAGCUCCCUCCAAGAGAGAGAUAUGCACGAUUGAAUGAAGUACAAUGGCACAAGGCUUUUUACAAAACCUUCAAGGAAAAGCGCAGCUGGUCACAUGUCCUCACAAAUUUCCACAGAGUGUGGAUCAUUCAUUUAUCAGCAUUCUGGUAUUAUUCAGUCUACAAUUCCCCCACUUUGUACACACGCAAUUAUCAACCGUCUUUGGAUAAUCAACCAACGUACCAGACCCAGCUAUCAUUGCUUUCUCUAAGUGGAUCGGUAGCAUUGUUGAUCAAUUUGGCUAGCCUAAUAUUUGAAUUGUCGUAUAUUCCUCGGAAAUGGCAUGGUGCACAACCAGUUACUGGCAGAUUGCUUAUCACCUUCUUAUUCUUUAUUCUCAACACUGCACCGAGCAUAUUUCUACUUGGGUUCAAAGGUAUAGGAGAACAGUCAACACUUGGAUUAACAAUGGCGUCCAUUCAAUUCGCAUUGUCUGUUUUCAUUGUUGCGUAUCUUUCUAUUGUCCCCUUGGGAAAAGUAUUUAUAAAAAGUUCGAAAUCCAAUGAUCGCAAAUAUCUACCCCAAAGAUCGUUCAUUACCAACUUUUAUUUGCUUACUGAUACCGACAAGAUAGCAUCCCAUAGCUUAUGGCUCGCGAUAUUUAUUUCCAAAUUUUUGGAAUCGUACUUUUUUUUGACACUUUCAAUGAGGGAUCCUAUCCGUGAGUUGAGCAUAAUGAAGCAUGUUACGUGCUCAGGGGAAGCAUUGUUUGGGUCAUGGCUUUGUCCAAAACAGCCUUACAUUGUUUUGUGUCUAAUUUACUUGACCAAUCUAGUCUUGUUCAUAUUGGACACAUAUCUUUGGUACAUCAUUUGGAACACCUUGUUCUCAGUUUGCCGAUCAUUCUAUGUUGGCGUCUCCAUUUGGACACCUUGGCGAAACAUCUUCUCUAGAUUGCCCAAGAGAAUAUUUUCCAAAAUUAUAUCUGUUACUAACGAGAAGAACUUGAAAACAAAGACAUUGAUAUCGCAAGUUUGGAAUUCAAUUAUCAUUUCUAUGUACAGAGAGCAUUUGAUAUCGUUAGAGAAUGUUCAAAAACUCAUCUAUAAACUGAUUGAAAGCCCAGGUGCCGAGGGUGGAUUAAUUUUGAAAGAGCCAAUGUUUUUUGUUUCUCAAGAGGACCAAUCCGUCAAAUCAACUUUGUUUACUAAACAAUCUGAAGCACAACGAAGGAUAACGUUUUUUGCUCAGUCCUUAUCUACCCCCAUGCCUGAGGUUGGCCCUGUGCAUUUUAUGCCUUCGUUUUCGGUCUUGGUUCCUCAUUACAGCGAAAAGAUUAUCUUGUCUUUAAGGGAAAUCAUUAGAGAGGAGGAGCAGUAUUCCCAUGUGACGAUGCUCGAGUACUUGAAGCAAUUACACCCGUUGGAAUGGAGUUGCUUUGUGAAGGAUACAAAGAUGCUUGCCGAAGAGUUUGAGUCUGAUUCAGCUUCCACAGAUAAUGCAAAGGAUAAACUUGAUGAUUUGCCUUACUACUCAGUUGGAUUCAAGGUUGCUACUCCUGAGUAUAUUCUUCGUACAAGAAUAUGGGCUUCCCUUCGUUCUCAAACAUUGUAUCGAACCAUUUCAGGCUUUAUGAAUUACGCAAGGGCCAUAAAGCUUCUAUUUGAUGUUGAAAACCCAGAGUCGAGUGUUUUUGGUGACGACUCUGAUAAAACAGAGCAUGCAGCAAUCAUGGCGCAUAGAAAAUUCAGAAUCAUUACGUCAAUGCAGAGAAUGAAGUAUUUCACUCCAGAAGAAAGGGAAAACACUGAUUUCUUAUUGAGAGCUUACCCGGAGCUUCAAAUUUGUUAUCUUGAUGAAGACAUUGAUGAAAACACUGGGGAAGUCACCUUUUAUUCGGCACUUAUCGACGGAAGUUGUUCUUUUUUAGAGAAUGGAGACCGGGAGCCAAAAUAUAGAAUCAGAUUGUCUGGUAAUCCAAUUUUGGGAGAUGGUAAAUCGGAUAACCAGAACCACUCCUUGAUAUUUUGUCGGGGUGAGUACAUUCAACUUGUUGAUGCAAACCAAGAUAACUACCUAGAAGAAUGCCUAAAAAUUCGAAGCGUGCUAGCUGAGUUUGAAGAAGCAACUUUUCCAUUGGAUCCAUACACUAAUGAAUUGAAAGGUUCGAAGCUGGCUUUCCCCGUGGCCAUAAUUGGCACAAGAGAGUACAUCUUUUCCGAAAAUAUUGGUAUCCUUGGUGAUGUAGCUGCAGGGAAAGAACAAACUUUCGGUACGUUAUUUGCUAGGACGCUUGCCCAUAUCGGUGGCAAACUACACUAUGGCCAUCCUGAUUUCUUGAAUGGUAUAUUCAUGACGACAAGAGGUGGCGUGUCUAAAGCACAAAAAGGUUUGCACCUUAACGAGGACAUUUAUGCUGGGAUGAAUGUUCUUCUUCGUGGUGGAAGAAUCAAACACUGCGAAUAUAUGCAAUGUGGUAAAGGUAGGGACUUAGGAUUCGGAUCUAUUCUUAAUUUCACAACCAAAAUUGGAGCAGGAAUGGGAGAGCAAAUGUUGUCGCGCGAAUAUUUUUAUUUAGGCACACAAUUGCCCAUCGACAGGUUUUUAUCCUUUUACUAUGCUCACCCAGGGUUUCACUUAAAUAACGUGUUUAUCAUUCUUUCGAUUCAGUUGUUUUUAUUAGUGUCUGCAAACCUUGCAUCUUUGAGUAGAGAGAGUAUUAUAUGCGAGUAUGACAGAUAUAGGCCAAUUACUGAUCCAAAGAGGCCGUUGGGGUGUUAUAACUUGAUACCAGUUAUUCAUUGGUUGCAAAGAUGUGUUGUUUCUAUUUUUAUUGUGUUUGUUAUCUCAUUCGUCCCGUUGGGUGUGCAGGAAUUAACGGAAAGAGGGUUCUACAAAGCUAUAACUAGACUCAGCAAGCAAUUUGCAUCUUUUUCACCAUUGUUCGAAGUAUUCAUAUGCAAAAUAUAUGGCCAUUCAUUAGCAAGUGACAUUUCCAUUGGUGGUGCUCGAUAUCUUGCUACUGGUCGGGGCUUUGCAACGAUCAGAGUUCCGUUUGUGACCCUUUAUUCCAGAUUUGCAGUUGAGAGUCUUUAUUAUGGUAUAAUUUGUGGAUUACUAAUAAUGUACUGUUCUAUGUCAAUGUGGAUCACACUGCUUUUAUACUUUUGGAUGUCCGUUAUUGGUUUGUUAAUCUGCCCAUUCCUAUACAACCCAAAUCAAUUCUCUUGGAAUGAUUUUUUUUUGGAUUAUAAGGAGUUUAUUCACUGGUUACUACGUGGUAAUAGUAAAGCCAGAAUUUCCUCGUGGAUUAAUUUCACUAGGUUGAAGAGAAGCAGAAUUGUUGGAGUAAAAAGCAAGAGAUUGAGUCUAAAUGAAGAAAUAAAAGUGGUUAGUGAAGUGAAGCCAUCCAGGGCAAAGCUUAUGUUUACAGAAUCAGUAUUUCAAUUGUCAGUGAUAUUCAUUAUCGGUUUGGCAUACUUGUUUGCAAAUUCACAGAACGGAAACCCAAAAGCACUACCAGUUAACAGCAUUGUGAGAAUUGUAGCCGUCACAUUCGGGCCCAUACUUAUCAACUUUGUCAUAUUGUUGCUCAUAUUUUUUUUUUCUGUUCUCAUUGGUCCGAUAUUUACCUUUUUUUGCAAGAAACUUCCUUCCUUUUUGGCAGCUUUAGCUCAUUCGUUGGCUGUUUUAAACCAUGUAUUUUUCUUUGAGUUGCUUUGGUUUUUACAAGGAUGGGAUUUCCCGAAAACGGUAUUGGGAUUUACACUCGCAACAUUAAUUCAGUGCUGGUUUUUACAAAUGACAACUAUAAUAUUUGUAUCUAAGGAAUUUAGACACGAUCGAUCUAAUCGAUCUUGGUGGUCUGGUAAAUGGGCAACUGCCGGUUUAGGUUGGUACGUGAUUACGCAACCUAUUAGAGAGUUGGUUUGUAAGACUUCAGAAAUGUCAUACUUUGUGGGUGACUUAUUUGCAGCUCAUGUCAUAUUAUAUUCGCAAAUCCCCAUUUUGUUGAUCCCGUAUGCCGACAAGUGGCACACAUUGAUGCUUUUCUGGUUGAAGCCUGGUAGUCAGAUCCGUCCUCGCGUUUUGUCAAAGAGACAAAGAAAGAAACGAAGGGUACAAGCUAUACUUUAUCUUUUCGUGUUUUUAUCUAGUAUUGUUUUGUUUGCAUUCAUCUUUGUGGUUCCCUCGAUUUUCAUUAAAUACUUGAAGGUUGACUUAAUAAAAUAUGUCCCUCGCAUUUUAAUGGUGCAACCUGUGGGACCAACAAGUAAGAAGGUGGGCUUUUUGAAGCAUUUGGAGGUCAAGCAUUUUUAG
Lodderomyces orthopsilosis Co 90-125 is the source of this 4914-nucleotide messenger RNA. RefSeq names its product Gsl2p (gene GSL2). Bases 1 to 4914 code for a protein of 1637 amino acids. Gene Ontology annotation, cellular component: plasma membrane; 1,3-beta-D-glucan synthase complex. The transcript has a single exon. Lineage: Eukaryota; Fungi; Ascomycota; Pichiomycetes; Serinales; Debaryomycetaceae. The record is from RefSeq and is a predicted model, not a curated record. Gene Ontology annotation, biological process: fungal-type cell wall polysaccharide biosynthetic process; (1->3)-beta-D-glucan biosynthetic process. Gene Ontology annotation, molecular function: 1,3-beta-D-glucan synthase activity.